AUGAUGCAAUCAGAUAAUUUUCCACCUUCUUCAUGGCCAUUCGAAAGCUUCUUGAAUUCAAGCAUUGAUCAGUUCGAAGUGCAACCAUAUGGGCACAAUAUGGGUAAAAAUUUUGAUGGUUGUGAAUUCUCUUCUUCAUUCAAUACCAGGGAGGAUUCCCCUGAAAUUUCCCAUUUCUCUACAAUGUUCUCUGGUGAGAUUUUCCCAUGUAAUGAUCAUCUUCAGGAAUUUUUAGUUCCCUUGGAAGGGCUUGAUUCUAUGUUGACUGAUGGGAUUGAGGAUCUAUAUGAUUGUUUGGAUGAGGGUGAAGACAGCUUUGGUUCAAUGAUGCCAUUGUCCUCUCAAAGUCAAGAUGUAUGUAGCCCUAGUGCAUCCGUAAGAUCUAGUGAGGCAUCCACUGAUAUGACAUCAACCCAAUCAUCACUUACCCUGCCUGGAGAUUCCAUGGAAAUCGAUAAUCAAUUGAGCUUAUUUCAUCUUCUCAAGGCUUAUGGAGAGGCCACUGAAAAGAACCAGUCAGAGCUUGCGGAGGUGAUCCUAAGGUGCGUGGGUGAAAAAGCUAGUCCAGUAGGUGAAACUUGGGAAAGGAUUGCAUUCAAUUUGUCUCAAGAUAUUCAACAUCAAAGUGAUUAUCUAAUGCAGGAGUCUAGCAAGAACUUUGAGGCAGCCUUCAGGGUAUUCUAUCAGGUGUUUCCAUAUUGGAGGUUUGCUCAUUUUGCUGCUAAUUCGGCAAUCCUUGAAGCGAUGCCGGAUGAUGCAGACACGCUACAUAUAGUGGAUUUCAACAUCAGUGAGGGACUUCAGUGGCCUCCGGUGAUUGAGGCGAUGGCAUGGAAACACAAGUCGAUGAGACUGACAUCGAUAAGAUGGGAAGAGGAAGACUCUGCUCACUCUCCUUGGAGAUUUAAGGGCACAAUGAGGCAACUUUGCAACCAUGCCAAGUCUUUUGGUCUAAAGUUGAAAGUGGAAGAAAUGGGAAUCCAUGAUUUGGUGAAUGAGCUAAAGAUGAACAAACGAGGUGGCGCUGGAGAAUGGUUGGCCUUCAAUUGCAUGGUAGGGAUGGGAAAAGGCAAGAGAAGGGAGAUUGUAAAUGAGUUUCUAAACGUAGCGAAAGAAGUAUUGGCAAGUUCAGGCAACUACGUUGCAAGAGACAGGGGGGUCAUAACAUUUGGUGAUGGAGAUGCUUGCGAAAAACUGAAAGACUGCUCAGGAUUUGGCACAUUCUUUAAUGGCCAAUUGAUGCACUAUCAAGCUGUUUUAGAAUCGAUGGAAUCCAACUUCGCAAAGCACCUGGUGCAAGCAAGAAUGGCAAUGGAGUGUCUGUUUGUAGGACCUAAUAUAUGUGGUCAAGCAUGGUUACAAAAAUGGAAGGAGAUAAAUGAAAUUUGCGAUUUUGAUGCAGGCACCGCAUUGGAGGGUUUGAGGGUGAGCUCAGAGAGAUUAAUGGAAGCUAAAGAAAUAGUGAGAGAAAGGGAUACUUCAUUUGAGGUGAGCAUUGGAGGGGUUUCUGGGAACGAGUUAGCCUUGGAGUGGAGAGGCAAUACACUAGUCAGAGUCUCCUCUUGGAGAAACACACAACUGUAG
This is a messenger RNA of Gossypium arboreum, 1584 nucleotides long. RefSeq names its product protein NODULATION SIGNALING PATHWAY 2-like. Gene Ontology annotation, cellular component: nucleus. Gene Ontology annotation, molecular function: DNA-binding transcription factor activity; sequence-specific DNA binding. Lineage: Eukaryota; Viridiplantae; Streptophyta; Magnoliopsida; Malvales; Malvaceae. The transcript has a single exon. The record is from RefSeq and is a predicted model, not a curated record. Gene Ontology annotation, biological process: regulation of DNA-templated transcription. The coding region runs from base 1 to 1584 and encodes 527 amino acids.